Molecule: messenger RNA, 420 nt
Organism: Triticum turgidum subsp. durum (durum wheat)
Lineage: Eukaryota; Viridiplantae; Streptophyta; Magnoliopsida; Poales; Poaceae
Source: the annotation of a GenBank genome assembly
AUGUCGACGUCCUCGGCGACGAAUCGUUUGCGCCCUCCGGCUGUACCGGCUGCCUCCGCCACCGUCCCCGACGAGGCGUCCCCAUCUCCAUGGGCGUCCCUCCCCGCGGAUCUGGUUCGCCUGCUUGGCUGGCGGGUGCUGGCGCGAGAUCUGCUCGACUACGUCCGCUGCCGCGCAGUCUGCACACACUGGAGGUCCAGCACCGUCUGUCCCCGUGGCCGUGGCAUCGUCGACCUGUGUUUUCACCCACGCCGAUGGACGGUGCUGCCCGAGGGACAUGGAUUAGACCCUGACGACAAGGGCAAGAGACGCUUAUUCAGCCUCUCCACCGGAGUUUCCGUUUGCCCUCGACUUCCGGACGACUAUCGCAUCCUUGAUUCGGUCGACGGGAUCCUCCUACUGCAUCGGCGGCAGCGAUAA